Seminavis robusta is the source of this 1333-nucleotide messenger RNA. NCBI's taxonomy places the organism in Eukaryota, Bacillariophyta, Bacillariophyceae, Naviculales, Naviculaceae. The record is from the annotation of a GenBank genome assembly.
CUCACAGCACGCCUCUGCUAGACUAUAUCUAUUUUAAUUCUCUGAUCAGAGGUUCACCUUUGCUACGAGAGCUGGUGUCCGUCGGUGGUCUUUUUGAGCUCUUUCGUUCACGCAUUCUUGGCGACUGUUAAAUAAGUAUUGCUACUCGUAGUUACUUGAAGAUCGCGCAAAGUCCGGCUAAACUGGCGCUCACUAGGACUUUGUUUUGCUACAUGUAUUCGAACAACGGCAGAACGGCACAGGCAUCCAAUAGCGACGCGUAUCCACAAGCUCUGAAGUUCAGAAAGAUCCCCGCUCACAAAUUUUGGUUUUUUGCUGAUCAUACAACCCUACCAAAGCUACCGCAAAGCAAGCAUAGCACCGAACCCGACCAUGAAUCGAAGCGAAUUUCCAUCCCCCACGAGAGACGCCAUCAACGAGUAUGGCGUCCUACGGUCAGUGAAACCCCUCAAUCAAAAGAGGAGUCAAGACAGCAUGAUGAUGCACUUGAGUGAGCCCAGUAUCAGCUUUGACGAGUUUGGUUUCUCAACGCCGAUUUGGCCAUCCAACAACGGUUCAAACUCUGCAUCCGACAGUGACAGCGGUCACGUUGUGCCUGUCGAGAGGAACAGGAGAGAACGCCGUCACCGUCGUUCUCCUGGGCUCGUCCGAAGAUCUGGACAAGGUCGCCCCCGCAACUCUUCUACGCUCAAGAGACUCUCCUCUUCUGCCGUUGCAGUUGUCGACAGUCUCCUUGACAGCAGUUCCAACAGUACAAAUAGUGCCCGCAAGGCACAGCAACGCAAGGAGAGCUUUCUGAAGAUCCAAGGCGAGCUCAAGCGUGGUCCAACGAUUCCCGAUGUGGUGGCCCGUCUCCAGACACCACCAGAAGCGGCGGUGUUUCCUGCAAACGAAAGGAGGAGGACCAGCAGUAAGAAGCGCGAAGAGGCAGCCUUGACCUUGAACGGGGCAUUGCCCGGGAGUGACCAUACUGGCACAAGCACAGAAAGUUUUGCUGUCAUGGAACUCGAAGACAAGCCAAAACCUGAGGCAGUGUCAUCAGGCUGCAUGUGGACUUGCUGCUGUGGUUCCAAGAUGAGUGAUCGAAUGAAGUUCUGCGGCAUGUGCGGAGGUAAGAAGCACUGGACCUGCAAAAGUUGCAAGUUUGAUGAGAAUUUGAGAUCCUUUGCCUACUGUGGUGGCUGUGGUACCACGAAGAACUGGUAGAUGAUUGCUGAAUGUGAAGUCGACAUGAUGCAGAAAUGCGCUUCUCAGCGGAAGAGACAAUACAUGUACAUAUGCAGUGUAAGAUUUCGUAAACCUUGACUUGUUACCACCCAUAGCCAAAGCACUU